Messenger RNA from Seminavis robusta, 1854 nucleotides. The record is from the annotation of a GenBank genome assembly. NCBI's taxonomy places the organism in Eukaryota, Bacillariophyta, Bacillariophyceae, Naviculales, Naviculaceae.
UCGACUUUUGGGGGAAAAGUAAAAUAUCCUCGCGCAAUCGCGCACAGCACCCCUGAUAGCCGCCAAACGUCCAAACCUCGACCUGACGUCCUCAUUCAAGUACUGUAUUUGUUUUCCUUCAACCCAUCAACCAAUCCAACCAAAGGACUAGCUUGACCAUGACGACCGAAGGAGACCAGCAGAAAGCUGCAGCAGCAGCGGAAAGCAAGAAGGAAAAGAAAAAACCCGAAGGAUUGGUGAUUCCUCCCAAAAAGCCCAAGCUGUCCAAGGCCGAACGUCGUGCGCUGCAGGAACAACAGAGAGCUGCCAAGGCCGCCGCCAAACAGCAACCAGAACCACCAAAAGGAGCUGCUGACCCGCAGAAUGAACCAGGAAAGCAAAAUGCCACCAAGAAUGAUGCUGGCAGUGCUGGAAAGGACGACGCUGCUAGAGAUGCGGUUCAAGACAAGUCGGAUCAAAAGACCGUGUCACUCUUUUCCCAUUUGCCGCCGUAUCGAGACCCCAAGAGUGUGGUCGAAACGGGCCCCCAUUUGUGGCCCAAAGGCGUCUCAUUGCCAUCCACCACCUUUCCCUUGCACCCUGCCGUGAUUGAAUUGGGCUACCAAUAUGCCAAGGGAGAAAUUCGUGGUGGAAAUGCCCGUUGUCGCGCCAUGCUGGCAGCCUUUCAUCAAGUCAUUGGAGAUUUUGAACCUCCCACUAACAAUGGCGGAUUGACCGACAUGCGCCACCAAAUUGAUCAGUGGAUCCUCAAACCAUCCUUUCAGUAUUGGACGGCAUCGUGUCGACCUCACUCGGUCACCAUGGGCAAUGCCUUUACAUUUCUCAAAACGGCCGUGGCCAGUUUGGAACGAGACAUGACGCGCGAUGACAUGGUGGAAAUGAUUCAGGAAACCAUUGAUGCCUACAUUCGGGAACGAAUCGAUUUGGCCAAACAAGCCAUUGCGCAACAGCCAGCCUUGCAAUUGUCUACAACUAGCACCACCACAACAAACAACAACAAUCCACAAGUCUUUUUGACCUACGGCAAGUCCGAAGCCAUUGCCGCCAUUUUUCGAAACAUGGCGGCGUCCGACCAACAUUCGUCGUCGUCGUUUCGAGUCAUUAUUGUGGAUUCACGUCCUCUGUUGGAAGGAAAAGACCUCCUUCUGGAGUUGCGCGCUUCCGGGAUUGAAUGCUCCUAUGUGUUGCUCAAUGCAUUGACAUAUGUCAUGCGAGAUGUCACCAAGGUCUAUUUGGGAGCUUCCGCGUUGAUGAGCGAUGGAGGAGUCUUGGGCCGGGUGGGAACGGCAUGUGUCGCCCUCAGUGCUCAUAUGCAUCACAUUCCCGUUCUGGUGUGUUGUGAAUCCUACAAGAUUUCCAAUCGAGUCCAAUUGGAAAGUAUCACGGGGAAUGAACUGGGUGAUCCCUCCCAGGUGGCCAUGACAACCAAUGCUUCUUCUUCUGAUGAUGACGACAACAACAACAAUAACGGUGCUUUGAAGGACUGGUUGGAAACGGACAAUCUACGCCUGCUCAACUUAUUGUAUGAUUUGACACCCUCCGAGUUUGUGAGUGGAAUUGUCACCGAGCUCGGGAUCAUACCUCCCACAAGUGUGGCUGUCCUCCUGCGAGAAAUGAAUCCCCAAAACUAAUUAUUGAGCUUUGAUGGGGUUUGGCUAUUUUAAAAUUGCAAACAAGUUCGUGCUUUGUUUUGGCAGUGUUUUGGCAGUAUACAUGGACGGUGUCACGGGGUACCGUACGGUAGCAUACUACUACUAGAUAGAUGAUGACAUGGUAACAAUGGAAAUGUGAUCGAACAGCUACCAGAUAGCUAGUGUUUCUUGAGUGGCUCAGCGAUGUUCGCGUGUUCGUACA